AUGCUAGACAGGAAUAUAUCUGAAACACUUGAUCAUAUAUCUAUACAAGUUAAUCGUUAUUUUUCCAUUUUUAUUUUUCUCUUUGGUACUACUGGUAAUAUACUUAAUUGUCUCGUUUUAUCUCGACCAUCUCUUCGUUCAAAUCCAUGUACUUUCUAUUUUCUUAUUUCAUCAAUUGCAAAUAUUAUUUCCAUUACUUGUGGUUUAACUUCAAGGAUACUAUCCGGAUGGAAUAUGGAUUUAACAAGUACAAAUGCAUUUCUUUGUAAAUUUCGUGCUUUUAUUAUGUUAGUUUCAAGGUCAAUUGCUUUUUGGCUUAUAGCACUUGCAACAGUCGAUCGUUGGCUUUUAUCAUCCUAUCGACAUCAACGACGACAAUAUAGUUCUUUAAAAAAUGCUCAACAAGGAACGAUUGCUAUUAUUAUCUUGUCGUCAUUUCUCUAUUGUCAAGUAUUGUAUUGUUAUGAUGCUAAUAUGAUUUUAGCACCACUCCGUUGCUAUGGUAAAACAAUUACAUGUCGUUUAGUAACUGAUUUAACAUAUGCAUUAGUAACAAUCUUAUGUCCGUUAUUAAUUAUGUGUAUAUUCGGUUUGAUGACAAUAUCAAAUAUAGGUCGAAUACAUUCCAAUAAAUCAACACAAUCAAAAUUACUUGAUAUAAACGAUAAGAAUAAAAAAACAAUAAAACCUAAAAAACAAAAAAGAAAACGAAUUGAUCGAUAUUUACGCCAUGUACUUUUUGUUCAAAUUAUAUUUCUAACUAUUCUUACAAUUCCACAAGUUAUUGAGAAAUUAUAUACAACAUUAACAAUGAAUCAAACGAAAUCAUCAUUAAAUGUAACAAUAGAUAAUUUUAUCUAUAAUAUUGUUCUUCUAUUAACAUAUCUUGCAAGUGGAAUGCCAUUUUAUAUCUAUACAUUAAGUGGUGGAAAUACAUUUCGUAAUGCACUUAUGGAUCUGUUCAAAACAAAAUAA
Messenger RNA from Adineta steineri, 975 nucleotides. The record is from the annotation of a GenBank genome assembly. NCBI's taxonomy places the organism in Eukaryota, Metazoa, Rotifera, Eurotatoria, Adinetida, Adinetidae.